Molecule: messenger RNA, 1444 nt
Organism: Amoebophrya sp. A25
Lineage: Eukaryota; Dinophyceae; Syndiniales; Amoebophryaceae
Source: the annotation of a GenBank genome assembly
AUGGGUAUGGAGACUGGAAGCAAUGGUCGCCACAUCGAGCAAGGACCAGACGCGCGAGCUUUUUUCUUUGACAAUGUAAUUCAAAGAAACAACCCAAAUUAAGGGUUUCCGAAUUACAUUCCUCACUACCAUCCUUGGCCCCUUUUCAAGGGGGAAAUAGGUCAAGGACAUUCUGAAGAAUGCAACUCGGCGACCUUUAACCAAAUGCCUACUACCCGAAGGUCUUUUUCAGACAGGAAAACAAACGCAAUCUACGAGAUCAUCAAGAGGACGUCAACACAAGACCACGACCUCCAGUCGAGGACGAAGACCUUGAAAGUUUGAUCCAGCCCGAUGAAGAGCGUAUUUCUGUGAAGAUUACCACAACUUUCGGGUAUACUAUCGAGACCGGUCGCCCUGGGAGGUGGACGGUGGAUGUUGAUAAAUUAAGGCUACCGCUGAAGCAUCCUCAGCAUCAUCCUUCGCUCUUUUUCUACUCGAAAAAAGGGGCAAUGAUGCACGCAGGGAUGCUACCGCGGUAGCUCCAAACCAAGCUAGUGAUCCACCUCUACUCCGUUAUACGACGCGUGGUCUUGACCACAUCCUCCGAUCCUGGGAAGACGACAAAACCUUCGACAAAGAGGAUAAACACAACCAAGAUAUUUUUAUCGAGGAUAAAGUUGAAAAUUCAUCUAGUAAGGGUGAAAAUUAUAGUAAAGGACCUGAUCAUAAAGAUCAUACAGAUCAUAGUCGUGAAGCCGCGAACAUUGCAAAAGAGCUUUCUUUCCUUAUCCUCGAGUCGCCCAACCUGUUCACCUCAUUGACUUGCAACCUGGAUGAAAAUGGCCUCUGGCAUUCCUGCCAAGUGAUGUUUUGCGAUUACGUGCACGGUAUGGAGUAAGUAAGCAUGCAACACGGUAUGACUAAAGUACUUUGACAUGCACGUGAUGAAAAUGAAAUAAACAUACUAGUACUACACGAAGCAGGUAUAAUGAAGUUGAUGUAAGUAACAUAAUUAUACGGCCAUCCAUGUGUUUAAGAUUCGCUACAAGUAUAACACGGAGCGAACACAUGGCAUCCAUGUGACGCUGAAAGGUACUAGUACACAUGAAUAAGGAGAAGGUAUGACUCCAUAAUAUUAGUAUUUCUUUGGAUUCAUGAUCUUCAACAUCUAGACAAAGAUUGUGGUGAGAAAGUCUGGAGGAACAUGAGGUCGUGUUUCUCGAAGGCCGCACCUCAGAAGGGCCUCGACGUGCAGUAGAAAACUGUCUACUUAUUGUACUGCUCCUAUUGUUCUCUUGAUUAAAAAUCACCGUCUAGUCCACCACACACAGUAUUUUACUGCCUCCUGUACACGAUCAAUUUUUUUUUUUUAUAAAUGGAUGCAUGAAAAAUCCAUUGAUUCCACACAAGCGGAAGAGACAACCUCGCCACUUACAGCAGCUAACAAGAGAAGGAAUGUUAC